Mugil cephalus (flathead mullet) is the source of this 5347-nucleotide messenger RNA. It is a transcript of the gene slc6a11a, whose product is annotated as solute carrier family 6 member 11a. Bases 943 to 2778 code for a protein of 611 amino acids. Gene Ontology annotation, cellular component: membrane. NCBI's taxonomy places the organism in Eukaryota, Metazoa, Chordata, Actinopteri, Mugiliformes, Mugilidae. Gene Ontology annotation, biological process: sodium ion transmembrane transport. The record is from RefSeq and is a predicted model, not a curated record. The transcript has 14 exons.
UAAAACUCUUUAAAGCCCACAUUAGUAACCAAUAAGCUGCAGCAGCUAUUGGGAAUAUCACUCUGCACUCUGGAGAGGAUCAAAGAUACUGAAGUGCCCCCUGCUGUGACUUUGAAAUACUGAGCUGCACAAAAAUAGUCCUCCAGUAGAAGAAUGGAUGGAGAGGCGUAAUAGUGACUGAGUAUUGGGAUACUAAGAGGCAACAUUAUACUCGGACAAGUUAGGAGAGAAGUACAUGAAAGCAUAAAUGUAAAACUGUAGAUUAAAAAAAAAAAACAAAAAAAACAAAAAAAACACCUUCAAUCUGUUACAUGCCGCCUCCCUCCUCUCAGGCGCAGCUGCCCACAACGCUUAAAAUCACAUGGCAGUGUGUAUAUAUUUCUCUCUUUAAAUACACAAUAUAUAAAUACAACUUCUCUAUAAAAUGUAAUGUAAUUCAAAGUGACUUGGUGAUUGGACAGUCAGUUUGAUUUUGGACUGGAGAAACAAAUAGUGAAACAAAACACAGAGCCAACGCUUAGAAAACAGAUUUUUGACCCCCAAUCCUGGAAACACCUCAGAUGGGCCCCUUAAGCUGUAAGUACGUUGAAUACAUGCCAUGUUUAAUUACAGAAAAUGAUGAUGAUGCAGUGUAUUCAUAUACAAUAAUACUGACUUAAAGCUGACAGGACAAUCUGUGUAAUUAGCUGUAAUAGGAAGCCUCCAGGUAAAAGAUCUCUCUACUGUAGUUAUAAGUCGUUCAUUCCUUGUGUGAGUCAAAAAAAAAAAAAAAAAAAAACUUUUCAAAUGCUUUAACACCUAUGUCCUAACAGAUAUUAGUCACACUGAAUAUUUCACUCCUCUGUUUGACAUGCAUGUGCUGCUAAAUUAGUCUAGCACAGCUAGAGGUCCCCCUUGUGGCUAAAAUAUCAUGCAGUCUGUCAAUUAGGUAACCCCAUUCAAAUGCGCAUCAGACAGUCCCACCGAGUCAGUCCACGGACUCAAGGAUCUAUGUUAGUCUUGCCGUUAGACCAUUUCUCACUCAGCAGCAUGGCCGACACUCUGUACCAGCUGUGCCAUCUACCCACAAAGACCACUUCACAGACUGUUAAGGAGCGUGGCAAGUGGGGCAGCAAAAAGGAGUUCAUCCUCUCUGUGGCUGGUGCUAUUAUCGGACUUGGCAAUGUGUGGAGAUUUCCAUAUCUUUGUUACAAGAAUGGUGGGGGGGCCUUCUUCAUCCCUUACCUCCUGUUCCUUGUGACCUGCGGUAUUCCUCUGUUCAUACUGGAAACAGCGCUGGGCCAGUAUACCAGUCAGGGGGGAAUCAUGUGCUGGAGGAAGGUCUGCCCGUUGUUUGAAGGCAUGGGAUACGCCAGCCAAAUGAUCAUUUUCUAUGGAAGUAUCAGCUACAUUGUGAUUUUAGCCUGGGCCUUUCUUUACCUUUUCUCUUCCUUUACUGGAGAUUUGCCAUGGGCUACCUGUAAUAACACAUGGAAUACAGACCGUUGCGUGGUUAUAAACAACUAUAAUGUCACUGGUAACUGGACUUCACCUGUGAAUGCAUCAUCAUCUGUUUUAGAGUUUUGGCAAAGACGGGUAUUAAAUAUAUCGACUGGCAUAGAGAACAUUGGAAAAAUACAGUGGGACCUUUCCCUGUGUCUCCUUCUGGCCUGGGUUCUCUGCUACUUUUGUGUCUGGAAGGGAGUGAAAUCCACGGGAAAGGCUACCUACUUCACAGCCACAUUCCCCUUUGCCAUGUUACUAGUGCUGUUAAUUAGAGGAAUGACUCUCCCUGGAGCCUUACAUGGUAUCAAGUUCUUCCUGUACCCCAAUCCUGCAAAGCUUGCUGACCCCCAGGUGUGGAUGGAUGCUGGAACACAAAUAUUUUAUUCCUAUGCCAUAUGCCUUGGGUGCCUGACUACGCUUGGGAGCUACAACAAGUACAACAACAACUGUUACAGAGACUCCUUCUAUCUUUGUCUGCUGAACAGUGGAACCAGUUUUGUGUCUGGCUUCGCCAUUUUCUCAAUUCUCGGCUACAUGUCUCAGCAGCAGGGUAUCGACAUUGCAACAGUUGCUGAGUCAGGUCCUGGCCUUGUCUUCAUUGUCUACCCUCAAGCUGUGACCCUGCUGCCAUGGCCUCAGGUCUGGUCCGUGUGUUUCUUCGCCAUGAUCAUCUUGUUAGGGAUCGACGGCCAGUUCGCUGGUCUUGAAAGCAUCAUGACCUCUUUGACAGAUAUCUACCCCUCCCACAUCCGGAAAGGAUACCGCAGAGAGUUUUAUCUGAUGCUGAUCUGUAUUCUCUGCUACUUAUUUGGCCUGUUUUUGGUGUCAGAGGCUGGAGCAUACAUUCUGCAGAUCUUUGAUCACUAUGUAUGCAGUGGUCCCACUCUUCUUCUGAUGGCAAUCUUCCAGUCAGUGAUUAUUGGAUGGAUUUAUGGUGCCAAACGCUUCUGUGACAACAUUGAAGACAUGAUAGGUUACAGACCUAUGAUACUGAUCAAGUACUGCUGGCUUUACGUCACCCCUCUGGUUUGCAGUGGAACACUCGUGUUUUUGAUCCUGAGAUACACCCCAAUGAGGUUUAACAACACCUACGUGUAUCCUUGGUGGGCUUACUGGAUCGGCUGGUUUCUGGCAUUGUCGUCCCUUUCUAUGAUCCCAAUCACCAUGAUCUACAAACUGAUCCAUGCUAAAGGGACUCUCUGGCAGCGUCUCAAGACCACCUCACAGCCUGCAGAUGGCCUUCAGGUGUCGGCAAAGGAAAUGGCAAGCAUGACUGCUUCACCCAUGAAAUAAUCACCUGUUGGAGGCACAAAGGAGACCUACACAAUAUCGAGAUGGGCGUCAUAAUGUUAUGUCUGAUUGGUGUAUAUGGUGCUUAGUAUUAAAUUGACAGUAUUUUUUAAAGUGAUGUGACCUAUCUCGAGCAUCAAAUGUCUAAAAUUUUAACAAUUGAAAUGUACUGGUGUCUCCUUUCUGGAGUUUAAGUUCCAAACACCUCAAAACCUAAAAGCUAAAACCUGAAGAAAUGCCAGUGUGGCGACAGCGUUCCCUCAGGUUUUAGCAAACUCUUAAGUAAACAAAUUCUUAAGUAAAUUCUCUACAGUCAGGGUGUUUAACCCUGCUGUAGAUUGUUAACGACUAUUGUUCACAUCACAGUUCACGUCAAAACAACCGUAACCUCAUCAAAAGAAUACGUUUUGCCAUGUACAGUACAUCACAGGGAACGCCAACUGAUAAGAGAUAAACUUUUAAAUACCAACCUGAUGUGCUUCCUUGGGAUUGUAUGAGUCAGGUUUAUUAAUCAGUGUUCACCAUGGCAAUGUUUGCAAAAAUGUUAUGUCCUGGUUCUGACGGUUCUACUUUCUGAUUGGUGCAAAGCGGGAGUGUCAGUUAUUCAUCAGGGCCCCCCUUUCUCCGAACACAAUGAAAUAAUGAGGAGUUUAAGGAUCGUACUUUUCAUUUUGGGUAAAGAUUGUUUGCUGUACGUGCUUUGAAUGAUAUUUUUGAAAAUAUUGCACUCUUCUUUAUUAAUGCUUUUAUUACUAAAAAUGUAUUGAGAUGCUGCUGUGUUUCAAGGUUUUGUUUAAACUGCCUACCUAGCUGGUCUAGCCAUCUACGGACAGCUUGCAUUUAAGAGGUUUAGGGAACAUUAUUAGAGUUGUGCUACAGGAAAUAACCUGUGUUGAACUCUGUGGACAUUGGUCACAUGCUGCACCGUCCACUGGUGGAUGGUGCCGCGUCUGGUUUUCAUUUUAUACCACAGAAUUGUAAAUUGUCACCAAGUACAUUGCAAACCUGUGGAAAACAAGUAUGGCCCAGACGAGAAUCAGAUCAUUUGCAAACUUGACAGCAUUCCAACGAAUAUGGUCGACAAAUGAGACUUGUUAGCUUGUAGUAACGACACGUUCGAAAACGUUAACGUCAUAAUUCGUGUAAACGCUGCGCACACUGCUGCUGUUUAGUCCUGUCCACAUGUAAUGCAAUUGCCUUUGUAGCGGACAGUUGUUCACUAGAGGACAUUCAUCUCUCUGCUUCAUUAGGUUAUGGUUGGUAUAUUUCGCACCUCAAAUGUUUGAAGUGAAACAACCAGAACCUAAGGAUCGCUAAUCUAGGACGGCUUUCAUAGCUGCGACGGCUCUCUAUUGGAAAUAUUUGAUGUCACUCCAUCUGGGUUUAGCCGACACUCCAAGCCUGCUGUCAGUGGGAUGACCUUAGUAGCAGUAAUAGAGGCGGUCUAAGUUGUUUCCACGUAGUGAGCAUGUUGGGAAAUCUGUGUUUUCCGCAAUCAUCUGUAUCAGUCAGUCCCACUGAUCACCUCAGAAUUGUGUCAUCUUAAAGUUGAAAGUAGUUUACCUUUGCUCCUGUUGGCAACCUGUCGGUACGACCUGAUGGAUUUCAUCAGGAUUGGAUUUUGUGUAGGACCUCAUGGCCUAUCAUAAGAGCUCUGAUGAAAUGGUCAACUGUAUUCUCAUAUUUUAGCUAAGCGUAUCACAACAACUGUAAAACAUUUGAAAGAGCUCAGCUGAUUCUGUCUUAUGCUGACUUAUUCUGCGUUAUCACUGCUGUGCACAGCAAAUUGAUUUAUUUGCGUUUUUUUGUGUAUUUUUCGAGGGAUGGUUUUCAGGUCUAAAAGAUUUUUCUACCUUUGGAAGUAGCCAUGUUCGCUGUUUCCCCCUGUUUCUGUUUAGUUGUACUUGCUUCAUUCCUUUCCAUUGUCCCCCCUGAUCUCCUGUUUGUGUAACUGGACAGGCCUGAGCAGCGAUGGGUCUUUUGAUAUAACAGACUGAGUCAUUCCUGUGAUUUCAUCUGUGAAACACUCCAAAGCUCCUCAAACUCUGGCAUCAACAUUGAUGUUGGCGGUGCUCUCAUUACCAGUUUUCUCUGACACAGAUUUGGUGAUCACGGUAAAUUCAGUUCAUGACCAACUAAAAUAAGUAAAUGCACACACAUUCAGAGGAACUUCUAAGAGUUAAUCUGUUUGACAGCUUUAUAUUUUAUAAACACAGAGUAUAUUUUAUUGUGUUUACAUUUUUUACAUAUGAUAAUCCAAAUAAAUAUACCUCCUUGUGCCUGUCAGAAAGUGUUAAACUACUACUGCUUGAAUUUAUAGUGAACAUUUAUAAUAACACCUUAUAGUGCCUUACUUUUAGGUUAUAUUUUUAGGUACUUGUUUUAUAUAUAUAUAUUUUGUGGAUUACUGUAUUGAUAAGAGCUUCUUCUUUUUUUUUAUUUAACUUUUGUUUUUAAAUUUGUGGAAUAACAUAGUAUCUGGGGUAAAAUAACUUGCACAUUGUUACUGUGUGCAUAUAGGUGAGGUGAGUGAGCGGAAUUGCAGAGUUAUGAAUAAAAGAAUACAAGACAA